Sturnus vulgaris (Common starling) is the source of this 1570-nucleotide messenger RNA. It is a transcript of the gene WNT4, whose product is annotated as Wnt family member 4. Gene Ontology annotation, molecular function: frizzled binding; cytokine activity. Gene Ontology annotation, cellular component: extracellular region. The record is from RefSeq and is a predicted model, not a curated record. Gene Ontology annotation, biological process: cell fate commitment; multicellular organism development; neuron differentiation. Lineage: Eukaryota; Metazoa; Chordata; Aves; Passeriformes; Sturnidae.
UGACAGUCGGGCUCAGCGGCGGCCGCGGGAGCAUCCCCGGGCAGCGCCCGCCGCUCCUGCCCGCGCCCAGCUGCGGCCGCGGUGCCCGGGGCGGCGGGGGCGCUGCCGGCUCCGCGCAGUCUCACCCCGCCUGCCCUCCAGGAUGAGCCCGGAGUAUUCUCUGCGCUCCUUGCUGCUCAUCAUCCUCGCCACCUUCUCGGCCAACGCCAGCAACUGGCUGUACCUGGCGAAGCUGUCUUCAGUGGGGAGCAUCUCCGAGGAGGAGACCUGUGAGAAGCUGAAGGGUUUGAUCCAGCGCCAGGUGCAGAUGUGCAAGAGGAACCUGGAGGUGAUGGACUCGGUGCGGCGCGGAGCCCAGCUGGCCAUCGAGGAGUGCCAGUACCAGUUCCGCAACCGCCGCUGGAACUGCUCCACGCUGGACACCCUGCCUGUCUUCGGCAAGGUGGUGACACAAGGGACGCGGGAGGCAGCGUUCGUCUAUGCCAUCUCCUCGGCAGGGGUGGCCUUCGCCGUGACCCGCGCCUGCAGCAGCGGCGAGCUGGACAAGUGUGGCUGUGACCGCACAGUGCAGGGGGGCAGCCCGCAGGGCUUCCAGUGGUCGGGCUGCUCCGAUAACAUCGCCUACGGCGUGGCCUUCUCGCAGUCCUUCGUCGACAUCCGUGAGAGGAGCAAAGGGGCCUCUUCCAACAGAGCCUUGAUGAACCUCCACAACAACGAGGCAGGGAGGAAGGCAAUCCUGAACAACAUGCGGGUGGAGUGUAAGUGCCACGGUGUGUCGGGCUCCUGCGAGUUCAAGACGUGCUGGAAGGCCAUGCCCCCCUUCCGCAAAGUGGGCAACGUCCUCAAGGAGAAAUUCGACGGAGCCACAGAGGUCGAACAGAGCGAGAUUGGAUCCACCAAAGUGCUGGUGCCCAAAAACUCCCAGUUCAAGCCACACACAGACGAGGACCUCGUCUACCUAGACUCCAGCCCCGACUUCUGUGACCACGACCUCAAGAACGGGGUCCUGGGCACCAGUGGGCGGCAGUGCAACAAGACCUCCAAGGCCAUCGACGGCUGUGAGCUCAUGUGCUGUGGCCGUGGCUUUCACACGGACGAAGUGGAGGUUGUGGAGAGGUGCAGCUGCAAAUUCCACUGGUGCUGCUCCGUCAAGUGCAAACCCUGCCAUCGGGUGGUGGAGAUCCACACGUGCCGGUGAUGCACCCACCUCUCCCCUCUUUAAGUGACCCUGCUUCUCCCUUGCCCCACAGCCAGGACUGAGGAAGUGACCCAGAUGCUGAAGGGAGAGCACAGCUCUUUACAGAGACAGAACCACAGAGAAAAACAGAUUUUAAAGAAAAAAAUAUUUAAAGUUUAAAAAAAAAACCUGAUCACUGUUGGCUUUUUUUUAUUUUGUUUUGUCUCCUUUGCUGUAUUUAUUGCUUGGUGUCCUGUGCCAGCAGACACGUUUGUUCUCUGGCUGUCUGGGGACCUGUGUGAUGCCAGCUCCUGUCGAGUGGGCUCCUGCUGCUUUUGGAGUGCUGCAGACAAGAAGUGUGUAAGGCAAGGGUAGUGCAGCAUUUGAAAUCUU